AUGCGCACGCUGUCCACCUCUGCUGUCCGCAAGGACCUGAUCAAGGACUUGUACUUGCGCGAGCUCAAGUCGUACAAGCCGCCGACCAAGGGAAACGUGCGCGAGUUCCCUUCGGCGCCUAAUCCCGAAGCGCCGUCGGCGCCGUCUUCUGCCGAGCUCUCUUCGCAGCUCGAGGCCUACGUCAAGCAGCAGCCUGACGCUGCACAGCCCACAGCCAAUACAGGGGAGUCUACUUCCGAGAGUCAAGACAUUAACGCCUACCUCGAAGAGCUCCAGGCCGACGUCAAGGUCGAGGCACACCACUAA
Messenger RNA from Malassezia vespertilionis, 306 nucleotides. RefSeq lists its product as uncharacterized. The record is from RefSeq and is a predicted model, not a curated record. The transcript is spliced from 3 exons. Gene Ontology annotation, biological process: proton motive force-driven ATP synthesis. NCBI's taxonomy places the organism in Eukaryota, Fungi, Basidiomycota, Malasseziomycetes, Malasseziales, Malasseziaceae. Bases 1 to 306 code for a protein of 101 amino acids.